This is a messenger RNA of Gallus gallus (chicken), 3864 nucleotides long. It is a transcript of the gene FTO, whose product is annotated as FTO, alpha-ketoglutarate dependent dioxygenase. The transcript is spliced from 9 exons. NCBI's taxonomy places the organism in Eukaryota, Metazoa, Chordata, Aves, Galliformes, Phasianidae. The record is from RefSeq and is a predicted model, not a curated record. Gene Ontology annotation, biological process: RNA repair; DNA alkylation repair; regulation of multicellular organism growth. Bases 100 to 1677 code for a protein of 525 amino acids. Gene Ontology annotation, molecular function: ferrous iron binding; broad specificity oxidative DNA demethylase activity; mRNA N6-methyladenosine dioxygenase activity.
GCUCCCGCCAGCCCGCUCCGUCCUAGCACUCCACUACUAACUGCGGCAGUUGCUAACCGGUCUCAACCAGUUCCGGGGAACGCGACUGCGCGCUGCCUGAUGGGAGUUGUAGUUCUGGGCGGGGCCGAACGGCGCGGUGCCGUUAGGGCCGGUGGUAAAGCGGCGCUUCCUGCCGCGGUGCUUGCUGGGGGUUGUAGUGUUCUGAAAGGGGGGAGGCGGUGGAGCGGCGCGAGCGGGGUUGCGCGUGUGAGUGCUGCGCGUGGAGGCGGCAGCAUGAAGAGGAGAGCAGGGGAGCGGGAGAAGGAACUGAAGAAAAAAAAGCUUCUUGAAGAGCUUGGAGAGGGCAAACUUCCAUACCUGACACCAGCUGAUGCUGAUUUUCAUCAUUUGCAGAAGACCAGAUAUUCCAAGCUAAUUUUCAGAAAGUCGGAUACAGUACCUGAAGAGCUCCAUCAGAUGGUACAAGAUGGCUUUUUGACCUUGAGGAAACAUGGUUGUUUUUUUCAAGAUCUUGUAAGGAUCAAAGGAAAAGAUUUUUUUACCCCAGUGUCUCGUAUAUUAAUUGGAAAGCCAGGAUGCACUUACAAGUACUUGAACACAAGAUUAUUUACAGUUCCUUGGCCUACUGAGGGUUGUGAAAUAAAAUAUUGCAGUCCUCAAAUACAUGAUGCUUGUAAAGCAUUAAUCAAACUUAAUGACUACUUGCAUAUUGAAGCAGUCAAGGCAUUACAAGGACAAAAUCUGUUAGGCACCAAAGAUACUACUGUAAUAGAUAGGGAGCAAAAUUUUGCUACUUCGCUUAUAGAGAAAGGGUCUUUUUCAAAAGAUCAAAGCAGCUGUUACGUACCAGAGGAUGACUACACAAGUCUAAAUAACAGAACAUCUUAUAACUUGACUUUAUUAAAUUAUAUGGAUCCACUACAAAUGCCAUACUUGAAACAAGAGCCUUAUUUUGGAAUGGGGAACAUGGCAGUGAGUUGGCAUCAUGAUGAGAAUCUGGUUGAGAGGUCAACAGUUGCUGUGUACAGCUACAGCUGUGAAGGUUCAUCAGCUGAAGAAGCUAGUGAUUGGAACCUGAAGGGAAGAGACCCAGCUGUUUGGCAUGUAGGCUUGAAGGUAGCGUGGGACAUAGAGACACCUGGAUUAGCAAUACCACUUCACCAAGGCGACCUCUACUUGAUGCUUGAUGAUCUCAAUAUGACACACCAGCACUGUGUUCUGGCUGGCUUUUCACCUCGGUUCAGCUCCACCCACAGAGUGGCAGAUUGUUCAAGAGGAACAUUGGAAUACAUAUUUGGGCAAUGUGAACUGGCACUCCAGAAUUUGCAAACUGAUUCUAAUUCAACAGCUUUAUCUCUGAAAUCACUGGAAACUGCAGUUAUAAAGCAAAUGGAAGAAAUACAUAAUGAGGUUGAAUUUGAGUGGCUUAGGCAGUUUUGGUUUCAAGGCAAGCGGUAUUUGAAAUGCACUGACUGGUGGCUUAAGCCUAUGGCUAAACUGGAAGAAUUUUGGAGAAAAAUGGAGCUUAUGACGAGCCUGGUCCUCCAAGAAGUUCGAAAAAAGGAGCAAACUGAAGAACAAAGGAAUGAAACCAUCAGCUGCUUACUGCUAGUUCUUACCGAGCGACAAAGGCUGCGUAAUGAAUGGGCAGCAAGCAGCCCCAAAUGGGAUGUGUAAGCAACAGGAGCAGAAGAAAAUCCUACUGUAGAUUACUGAAAAAUAGGAGUAGUUUAGCCAACUAAGAAGACUUACAGAGGUAUGUAACACCCCAGAUUGUAAUUCAUAACCCUUAAUUAGAUUUCCAUAUCAUCAUAUACUAGAGAUUAUUCAGCCUGGGUGGGCGAUGCAGCAGGUGGAACUCAUAGGUAAGAAGUAGGUUGAAGUAACAUGGCUAAACAUCAAAAAUAUAAUUCAAAAUUGAGAUAAAUGAACCAAAAAGAUAGCAUGAGUUGUAUCCAGAGGAUUAACUGAGAAGCACAGACUUUCCAAAUGCAGAGUUUGUGGGGGAGACUGGAAAAGGCUGUCAAGUAUUGAAGUGAAAGCAGUAAUACUGGGAGGAAAGAGAGAGUUAAGAAAAUUAAGAUCUGCAAAUAAGAGCUUGUUCCACUGUUUCUACAAAAGUAAGCUGAAUGGUUCCAUCAGAUAUGCUGGUUGAUCUGCUGAAAUUAGAUUCAGCUCCAAAUUAUGGUGGUGAGGGUGUUUGUACAACUUUAUUAUACCGUGGUCUUUUACUUUUUGCCAGUUGAGCAAGUCAACAUUUUCUCAUUUUUAUUUUCUGUUGAAAAUUAUCAGUCAAAUAAGUUCUGACAAGGUUCCCUGGCCUAUCAAAAACCAAAACGUGGUUUAACCCAGCAAGUGGCUCAGCACCACACAGUAUUUGCACACUGCCCCCCUUCCCAGUCAGAUCGGGGAGAGAAUAUAAGAAAAACAAAAGUAGAACUCAUUGGUUGAGAUAAAAGUAUUUACUAAGAUAGAGAAAAGGAAAACUGUUAUGACUAUAUAUGUACACAUUUAUAUAUGUGUGUGUGUAUAUAUAUAUAUAUACAAAUGUAUGUAACAAGUGAUGCACAAGUAAUUGCUUUCCACCCCUUGACUGAUGCCCUGCUAGCCCCUCAAGCAGGGGAAGAGAGCACGAUGAACUCACACACCCUUCAGAACUCCUCCUGCUUGAUGUCAUAUCUUAUGGAAUAUCCCUUUGGCUGGUUUAAGUCAGCUGUCCUAAUUCUGUUCCCACCCAGCUCCUUGGGCCCUUUGCUGUGAAUGGCCUUGGCUCUAUGCAACACUGCUUAGCAGGUGACUAUAAACAUAGGUGGUGUUAUCAACAUGUGGUUCUUUCUCCUGGAACCAAAACAUAGCAUCGUACCAGACACUCUGAAGAAAACAGUUCCAUCCCAGCUAAAGCUAAGGCAAUGAGAACUAUGGAAGCAGUAUUGAUCUUAACUGAGUCUACACAAACUCAUAACAUACGAGAGUUAUUUUGAUCAGCCAGGUAUCGUCAUUGCAGUAGAUAUUAUUCCUGUUUGGAUCUGAAAAUAAAUGUUUGGUUAUCUAAAGGGAAUUCCUAUUAUUACAAAUUCACAAUUUACAAUCUGGAACUUUCAAAUAUUAGAUUUUAAAAUUUGCCAUUUCUGCAAAUCUUCCUGUCAAUGCGUUGAUUUUUUGAGUAAAUAAGUUGGUAAAUCCUGUACAAUAUUUGAAAUCUUUUCCUAUAAAAUCGAUGCAGUUAGUCAUUAUUUUGCAGUAUCUUCUCAGUUUGCUCUCCUAGUAAUAUUACCAAGCUUUCUGUAAGCUGAAUAAAGUUCUUUUUUUCUGUUCAUUGAGCCCCAAACAAUAUUUUAGUUUAAUUUUAGCAGUAGGGCAUCUAGUAGCAGUGAUGAUACUGUAGGGCAUGCUGUAUUUAAUAAGGCCAACAUUUGGUCUUUCUGACUUCUGAAAAAUCUGAUUGGAAUUACUUUCAACCUUUUGGUGAAGGUGGAUUUGAAAAUGCCUUUUGGAAAUGAGACGUAAUUGAUGUAUCCGUUCAUUGGCUGUACAGCAUGUUUAUUUUAAGACAUAAUUUACCUACAUAUGGCCUAAUUAUCUUACGUUAGACCAUCCUGAAAAUACUUAGGUAUCUGGCCUUCUGUUUAUCCUUGGAGAUGUGUACCAAUCCUAAACCCAGAUCUGUGGUUGGGGUGGGCAGGAAGUUGGAGGAGAGGCGGAAGAGGAUUUGAGAGGUGUGAGGGUGUCAUGCUGGAGAAGGCUUUUAACUGUUUUGCUUGCCUGUAGGUGACACUGUUGCAUCAUUUAUCUGUACAUUUUCACAUAUCUUGUCCAGGGACAAAAAAAAAAAAAAAAGUUUCAUUAAAAUAAUUUGAGAGACAA